Nipponia nippon (crested ibis) is the source of this 114-nucleotide messenger RNA. NCBI's taxonomy places the organism in Eukaryota, Metazoa, Chordata, Aves, Pelecaniformes, Threskiornithidae. The record is from RefSeq and is a predicted model, not a curated record.
AGCAAGCGCCUGAGCAGGGCCUGGACAGGUUCAGCUACGACUAUGAGACCAUCCGCAACGGGGGGCUGAUCUUCGCCGUCGUAGCCUUUGUCAUCGGGCUCCUCAUCAUCCUCA